AUGUGGGCUGAGAUCACUGAGCAAGAGGAAUCAACCAGAGAAGACGAUGAUGUUCUGGGGCCUGGGUAUACAGAGGACUCAACUGAUGUGUACAGCUCCCAAUUUGAAACCAUUUUGGAUAAUACUUCUUUAUACUAUAGCGCAGAGUCACUGGAGACUUUAUAUUCAGAACCUGAUAGCUAUUUCAGCUUUGAAAUGCCUCUCACGCCGAUGAUCCAGCAGCGCAUCAAGGAAGGCAGUCAGUUCUUAGAGAGAACUUCAGGGGGGGGACAGCAAGAUGUCCUCAGUGUCUCUGCUGAUGGUGGGAUAAUAAUGGCCUAUCCUGGAGAGAUCACCAAUGGGACAAAUGAUGCUGAUGAGACUGUCUACAGAAAGGGUGCCCCUGAGAUGGCUUUCUGGGGAAGCAAUGUUGGGCUGAAAAAAUCCAAUCACGAGCCCCAUUGUGAAAUGGGGAGUACUGAAUUUUUGGAAAAAGAACCUUCUGAUACUCUCAGCAAUGGAACAAAUAGUAAUGUGGAGGCGGCUAGACGGUUGGCCAAGCGUCUUUACCACCUUGACCAUUUCAAACGUUCAGAUGUGGCCAAACAUUUAGGGAAGAACAAUGAAUUCAGUCAACUAGUGGCUGAGGAAUACCUUAAGUUUUUUGAUUUUACAGGAAUGACGCUGGAUCAGUCUCUCAGGUAUUUCUUUAAAGCCUUUUCCCUUAUGGGGGAAACCCAAGAACGAGAGAGAGUUUUAGUCCACUUCUCCAACAGAUAUUUUCAUUGCAACCCAAACACCGUUUUCUCAGCAGAUGGGGUUCAUUGCCUUACUUGUGCCAUCAUGCUUCUCAACACUGAUCUACAUGGUCAUAAUAUUGGAAAGAAGAUGUCCUGUCAAGAAUUUAUUACAAAUCUCCAAGGUGUGAAUGAAGGCAGUGAUUUUCCCCGGGACCAGCUGAAGGCUCUCUACAAUUCAAUCAAGAAUGAGAAACUCGAAUGGGCAGUAGAUGACGAAGAGAAAAAAAAAUCUUCUGAGGGAACUGAUGAGAAGGCUAAUGGAACCCAUCCAAAAACCAUCAGUCGCAUUGGCAGUACCACUAAUCCUUUCCUGGACAUUCCUCACGACCCAAAUGCUGCUGUGUAUAAAACUGGAUUUUUGGCUCGAAAAAUCCAUGCAGAUAUGGAUGGAAAGAAGACUCCAAGAGGAAAGCGAGGGUGGAAGACCUUUUAUGCUGUACUGAAGGGAACAGUGCUUUACUUACAAAAGGAUGAGUACAAACCAGAAAAGGCUCUGUCUGAAGAUGACUUGAAGAAUGCUGUGAGUGUACAUCAUGCACUAGCAUCAAAGGCCACUGACUAUGAGAAGAAACCAAAUGUGCUGAAACUCAAAACAGCCGACUGGAGGGUCUUGCUCUUUCAAGCCCAGAGCCCGGAGGAAAUGGAAGCAUGGAUAAACAGAAUUAAUUGUGUGGCAGCUGUGUUUUCAGCCCCACCAUUUCCAGCAGCUAUUGGCUCCCAGAAGAAGUUCAGCCGUCCUCUUCUUCCAGCUACAACAACAAAAUUGUCACAGGAUGAACAGCUAAAGUCACAUGAGACCAAACUCAAGCAGAUUUCCACGGAGUUGGCUGAACAUCGCUCUUACCCACCUGACAAGAAAGUCAAAGCUAAGGAGAUUGAUGAAUAUAAACUGAAAGAUCACUACCUGGAAUUUGAGAAAUCCCGCUAUGAAAUGUAUGUCAAUCUCCUGAAAGAAGGAGGCAGGAAGCUCUUGGGUGGCAGCGAAGGUGAUGGAAUGGGACUGAAGAAAUCCCACUCAAGCCCAACCUUGAACCAGGAGGCUUCUCCGGUCAGUGUCAAGGUCAAGCGCAAUGUCUCCGAGAGGAAGGACUACAGACCAGAAACACCAAGCAUUAAACAGAAGGUUACUUAGAAUCCAUUGGAGACAGGAAGCAUUGGUCAUGCAGCAGAAUAUUGUUUUUCAAGAUCUUUCUGAUAAUCUGUGGUUCAU
Gracilinanus agilis (Agile Gracile Mouse Opossum) is the source of this 1989-nucleotide messenger RNA. It is a transcript of the gene PSD3, whose product is annotated as pleckstrin and Sec7 domain containing 3. Gene Ontology annotation, biological process: regulation of ARF protein signal transduction. Gene Ontology annotation, molecular function: guanyl-nucleotide exchange factor activity. Bases 1 to 1911 code for a protein of 636 amino acids. NCBI's taxonomy places the organism in Eukaryota, Metazoa, Chordata, Mammalia, Didelphimorphia, Didelphidae. The record is from RefSeq and is a predicted model, not a curated record. The transcript is spliced from 14 exons.